CAAAAUCUACCACCACUACUACUGGCAUCCUCCCCGGACAUGUACUUGUUGGUCUCAGGCAUCCAGGCCGCUCGAGACUAUGCUUCUUCCCAUCAGGCCUCUCUGCAUCUCUGGCUCUCCCCUGCCUACUCGGCGCCCGGUCCCGCAACCAUUCCAGAUGAAUCCUACUAGUAGGGUUUGCAAAUUCGAAGAAUAUAUUCUCCAACAAAAGGAAUCGCCUUUGCUUCGGCUUUUUCUGGCUUAGCGAAAUGCCACUCUAGCUGCAGCUCCGAUAGCAAGAAUAGAACAUCUGGUGUUGCUACCCGAAGAUUUUUGUUGUCGACCAUCAUUUACCGUCCUCGUCUUCGUUUCUUGCGUUGCUGGUUCGCAUCUGUUGUUUAUUGUUUGCUGAUACUGUGAUACGGGUGUCCCUACAUAUGUCAGUUUCGGCCGGCACAUGGCAAUCACAGUGCAUAGGUCUCGUUUCAGCAAUGGAAAGAUGUGACAUGGCCUCUAUGGGCGCUUAACCCGCCAAUCUUGCAACCAGUGUUGGCCGAGCUUUCACCUCUAGCAAGAACGAUCUACUAUGGAUAUGCGGUCCGCGUCUUCAUCCGAUCAGGCUCAGUCCUCAUCAAGGCACUCUAUAGCCUACCUUCCCCCUCCCCCUCCUCCGCGACGUAUUCAGAGGGAUGGACAAUUUUCAAGCUCUCCAGUGCGGCAUGGGGGAGUUCCAGUACCACCUCCAUUGAUGAUCAGUGCCACACCAGCUCGUGGUCUAGGAGUGCAGACUCCCAGAUCGGCCACUUCAUUGUAUGGCCCAUACUCGCCGAGCUAUUCUCCAUCGCCCGGACCGAGUCCGAGAAACGUGUUACCAAUGUCUGCAAGAGCAGCAGGAAAUUAUGGUGCGCCCUAUGAUCCCAGGGAAUGGUUUGGUGGGAGUCGGCAAGAAUUACUCGUGGCAGAUGGUCCUGACUAUGGGCUUCGCGCCGAAGACGGACUUUCUAAUCCACCGCCUCCGUACACGGCUCCAUCGACGCAAACUAGCAUCAUAUGCACCUGUGCUGGUCCAGGGAUCUCGCCUACAAUUUCGAAUUUUGUCGACGGCGACAACUCACGCAUAUCGACGCCCACAAGUACGGCAGGGGUCGUUCCCCCCUUCAAUAAUCCAUCGGCUUCAAUGAGCGGCAAUGACCAACUCGCCACAGGUACCGGUAGUGCGGCAAACUUUAGACAACCUCCUCGCUCCAGUAAGCUGGAAACGCGGAUGGCGCGUGCAAGAGUCACCUCGCAGCUUAUAGAAUCACGACGUGAUUCCUCUCAGGGUGUUACUAGACCGCUUUCUAUGGCAAAUCUCUCAAUUGAUACAGCUGCUGCGCAACAGUUACUAGCUCCGGUAGCCCCGGGGAUCAUGCAGGAUCACACAGGCCUUUUUCCAGGUCCGCCAGCAGCCAGAAGAGCAGCCUCUACUGGAGCAAUCCAAUCUCAGGGAGAAUCAAGCCAAAGCCAGGACGCGACCAGGCCAGAAUUAUCUUCCAGGCAAGUGAGCUGGCAGCCUGGAAUGCCAUUGCCAGGCCCUCCUCCAGGGCCACCUCCCUCUUCGUCGAGAUCCCAGAGUGCCACGGGAGCUCGUAACCUUCCUCAAGUGCAGAGUACUGGAUCCAGCUCCCGGCCCAAUAGUUAUCGUGUGCCACUGCGCCCGUCGGUCCUGAGUCCACUCCCUCCAACCCCGGCGAAUUGGAGCGAGGACGCCUCCGAGCGGCCUUCAGGGAGAGUGCCAAUGUCACUACAUAUAGAAACAAAAAACCUUGACAGGCCUGUUUCUCUGCCCGUGGGGUUGAAUCGAAGUACUGCACUCCGGGUCACCUCGGCGAGAGGAUUGUUGGAGCGACGGAAACAGAGAAGAAGCUUGUAUGAAGCACAGGCAGCAGAGAGCAGUGAUCUGACUGCCGAGACGGACCCCUGGGAAGAGACCAUGAGCCCUGCCGGCAUCAUCAAUGACCAUUCGCCUACGCCAGAGUCUGCCGGGGCUGUAUCAGCCAUAUCAGACAGCGGUCGACGUGAUGUCCGCAGACGUAGCAGGUCGAUCAACCCAGAGCAGCGCUUUGGAGAAACGGAUCAAUUUUCUCUGUCGACAUUCGGCCGGAGUGCGCCUUUGAGCACAGCAACCAACAGCGGUAAUGGUCCUCCACGAGCAUCUUCCAAAGCGCUACCAACCCCUCCCCUGAGCCAGAAAAACCCAGCCUCCGCCCACAGUAUCAUUCCAUCGAACGCAUCGUCGAUUUCGGAGCUGGGCCGGGGCGAGGUGGACUCAUUCAUCGCCGAGGCAUCGCGGAGGCAUCACGAGUUUCUGUUGCUGGAGAGACAGGCAACAUCUGAUCUAGAACGGUUGCAGCUGUUCACAGAAUUCGUGCUCGAAGAAGCUCGAAUCCGAAGGCAACGUUAUCCCGCACCAUUUGUAGAAGGGAGUUUCGAUGUGGAAGAAGUUAGGAAGCUGCUGUUUGAUGACGACGUUGAUGUCGGGACGAUUGAUGCCAAGCGUGAAAGCAGCCAGUCGAGGCAGCAGAGAAACGAGAUGCCAGCGUCUCCACAUCCGGACGCGUUGUGGUGGAAAGACUAUCGACCGGCUCUCUCGCCAAUUGCCAGUAUGAGCAACGACGAGUUGAGUUCUCGCGGGCGUACAGCCAGCCGAUGGUGGCAGUCUCAAACUGGAUCCGAAGGUGAUGGGGACGCCAAAAAGAUGAAACGAACGAAGCGGGAGUCCAAGUACAUGGGUCUGGCGACGCUUUCGGUACAGGAAGUCCUCUCGGAGGCGCCAACGCCACGGGACUUCAAUGACACAUACCAGGCGGACGACACAUAUCCAGAGGAAAAGGGCAACCCAGAAGCUCUGGGGAUUUACGACGACGACAACGCCCCAGUGUCGACGUCGAAGAGAUCGUCCUUUAACCCGUAUGCGUCGCCGCUCCUGGAUAUAUCACGAUUCAUUACCUUACCUCCACCAUAUCCGAGACAUUACCCUGCCAUAAAUAACGGGCAUCCGCGACUAUCAACCUAUCGAAAUGCCGUUCGGACACUGAGCGACUUGAGCGAAUUGCAGAGCCGCAGGGGCCGACACAACGUAGCUGUUGAGGCGCUCCGGGCCGAGCAUGUGCGGAAAGCCAAAGAGAGACAGCAGUCUUUUCAGGUCCAUGUCCAAGCGCAGAUCAAGGAAGGGAGCAUCAGCUAUGCUGAGGCGGCUGAAGCGGAGCAAGCUUUGCGGAUGGAAGACCACAAGUGUGAGAAAGAGUGCUUGCAAGCGGAGUCCGACACACUGCAGGAUGUACUGAUCAACCCAAUGCACGAGAUGCUGAAUGAUCGUCUUGCACAACUCAACACCAGGAUCAAUGAGUUGACGGAAGAGUUGGUGGAAGAAAUGCACGCGCAAAAUGUCGACCGGCCUCAACAGGAGGGAGAUGCCAUGCCGGAGAUCUUGGAGUACCUUACACAACUCAAAUGGCUCAUUGAGACACGGGAGCAUAUGCACCGAGAGAUCUUCGAUCUCUUGAGCGAGCGCAACGAGAAGUACAAGGCGAUAGUACUGCUUCCCUACCGCCAGGCCAACAAUCUGGACAAGAUCAGGGACACAGAAGGAUUCUUCGCAGAGGACCGCCUUGAGCGACGCAAGGAAUUCUUCGCCGCAGCCGCGGUCCGAUACGAGAAGUUUGUUGAGCUGGUGGCUGAGAACGUGGCUCGAGAGGUGGAAUUGCAAUCAUCCGCCUUUUGGGACAUCGCUCCGGGGCUGGCGGAACUGGUGCAAAGACUGCCAGAUGAAGCGGAGCAGCUGGGAGCCAUCAAGAUACCGGAAUCCGAAUAUGCGGAAAAUCCCAGCUAUCGUGAAUUCCCGCAGCAGUACCUGUAUUCACUCCUACAGCAUGCCGAAAAAUCAACUUACCAGUUCAUUGAGUCGCAGAUCAGCCUGCAUUGCCUGCUACAUGAGGUCAAGGGGGCUCUGAUUGGCGCGCGCUAUCGGGCGGCUGAAGCUACGAAAGCUCGCUCGACUGGAGAUGAAAAGCACAGUGGAAGUUUACUAGACGCCACUGGCAGAUGGCGGGAUGAGCAAGAUGCUACGGCGACUGCCGAGUUGAAACAACAGGUGACGAUGAUUGAAGAACAAUGGGCCGAAGCCUUGGGUAGUGCCUUGCAAGCCAAGAAAGCACAGGUUAAGGCAUGUCUGGAGAGUGUCGGAGGAUGGGACGAGGCGCUGCAGGUUGAAGGAUGAGAGAGGAUAUACAGUGGUACUACUAUCAUAUAAACGAUACCCCAUGACUUGACGGACGACUUAACGAAUGCAAUAUUGAAUGAAAUACUGGUAGGGUGCGGUCUGGGAUACCCAGCAAUACACUCAAAGGUCUUGCUCGGGAGACACUUGAACAGGGGGAGGAUUGGGCAGGGCCAAAGGUUAUACCAACUUCAGGGGUGUUGUCUCUUCAACAAUACUACCGUGUAUACUGCCCAAUAAUCUGUACCGUGGUCAUAAGCGGCACGGCCCUGCAGUGUGUCAAGGCUGCCAGUUGAGAUCCCCCCAUUCCGUAAAUACCCGAGGAAGACGUUGCCAGCGGUUGGAUCCUCGGGUUGAUGAGCCCGAGGGCCCCGAG
This is a messenger RNA of Exophiala dermatitidis NIH/UT8656, 4613 nucleotides long. RefSeq lists its product as uncharacterized. Lineage: Eukaryota; Fungi; Ascomycota; Eurotiomycetes; Chaetothyriales; Herpotrichiellaceae. The transcript is spliced from 3 exons. The record is from RefSeq and is a predicted model, not a curated record. Bases 566 to 4237 code for a protein of 1223 amino acids.